Molecule: messenger RNA, 1972 nt
Organism: Armigeres subalbatus
Lineage: Eukaryota; Metazoa; Arthropoda; Insecta; Diptera; Culicidae
Exons: 5
Coding region: 92-1972 (626 amino acids)
Biological process (GO): proteolysis
Molecular function (GO): aspartic-type endopeptidase activity; nucleic acid binding; zinc ion binding
Source: RefSeq, a predicted model, not a curated record
GCAAAUCUUGCGCGGAUCAAGUGUUUUACAAGUUUCACGUUUUCGAGCUACGAAGAACGCUAAUUAAAUAAAAUCGAACCAUAUAUACGACAUGGCGCAGUCAGCAGGAAUGUACGUGCGAGCUCCGAAGCGACCAAAGAAAACAAAAUCGAAUAACUUGUCCAAGGAGUUGGCAGAUGAGAAGGCGAUGAGCGCACAUCUGGCCAGUGAGCUAGAACAAUCACGAAAGGAAGUUGAAAACCUAAAGUCAAUAAUGCACUCCAGGGACAGUGAUCGUCCUUCGACUAGCCCGAGUUUGGAGUUUGAAGUUCAAAAUCGAUUCAGCAGUACACGGCGUAUGCUGCACAAUCCGAAUUCUGUGCAUAGUGUGGAGGAAUCAAGAUUCUUGGCAUCUAUGAACCAUUUGUCAUUGGCUUCAAUCAGCAUACCGGAGUGCAAAGCUUCCGAAGGUGAGGACAUUCAUCGACAAGUUUUCGAACAGUGGAAAGACCUACUCAUUGACACACUGAAGCUGGCUGGAAUUGAAGAUGAGGCUACGAUGUUUACAGUGUUCAAAAAGCCCGAGGAAUCAGACCUGCAUUUCAUCACGCGAGUGGGGACCAUUGCUCGCCUGUGCGAAUUCGAUGAACAUAAGGAAUUCGAAGAGAUUGUGGCAACAAUCGCGGAACAUGCUAGAAAUCGAGAUGUGAGAACAGCGGCGCUAAAAAUGCUAAGUCGUAAGGGCAACUUUACAGACCUGGUGGACAAAGUCCGGGAAUUGGAAGCUAUUAGACUGAACGAGGAAUACGAUAAGACCUGCCAUAGAUGCGGGUUGGUCGGACACAUACAACGGGCAUGCCCAAGACGCAGUCAAGGAAAACGUCCAGCUCAGGGAUAUCCGGAAGCGCCUCCGCUCAAAGUUGCCUCAAUUGAGAAGACCGAUGAGACUGAAUUGGGAGAAGAACCGGGGACGUCUUCUCGAAAAGCUGUGGCAGCUGUUAGAAACCCGUGCCAAGAAUUUUCCAGUGAACUUACUUCUACAUUGCGAGGAGCUUCAUGUGUCUCAAAAACCCCAGAGAUUGCUUCGGCCAGAAGAGACAGAAUAAAAACUGAAAAAGUUCAAGUACUUGGUCUUCCGUCUAACAGUUCGUUAGGAAAGACGUCACGUCGGGAACAGGAGGUUUUCGAUGAAGGUGUAAUUUAUGCCACUGUUGCUGGCUUGCGUUGCCCCUUUCUUAUAGACUCCGGGGCACAAGUUAACACUUUCACCGAGGAACUGUUCAACAAACUGAUGUCGGAUCCCGUGCAUUGCAAAGGGGUGUUCAAUAUAGAGAAGCAAUCCGACAGAGUACUCAAGGCGUAUGCUUCAUCAGGAAACAUAGAUGUGAUUGCUACGUUUCAUGCGUAUCUGUUCGUCACUGAGGAUAGACCAACCUUUCUCGAGAAGUUCUAUGUCGUCAGGGAGAUGCGUGCACUUUUGGGUAGGUCCACAGCAUCUAGAUAUAGUAUCUUGUUGUUAGGGAUGAAGGUUCCGGUACGAUCCUUCGAUUAUAAUGACGAUUUGUCGUUAUGUACUGGUGGAAUAGCGUCAAUCGACACUAAUGAUGUGUUUCCUAAGUUCAACGUCCCCCCUGUUAAAAUUCUCUACGAUCGGUCCAAGCCUCCAUGCAGGAAUAUUUUUUUCAAUAUUCCUCUAUCCGUAAAGCCACUGGUAGAAAAUCGGAUACAGGGGCUGGUCAGAGCUAAUAUCAUAGAACCAGUAGUCGAUGGCAUGGACACCUCAUUUUGCUCUUCAAUGCUGGUUGUCCCGAAAGGGAAAGAAGACGUGAGGCUAGUUAUCGACCUAAGGGGUCCAAACCGGUACAUUUAUAGAACACCGUUCGCUAUGCCUACAUUAGAGAAGAUUCUGGCGGAAUUAAACGGAGCUUCCUGGUUUUCAACAAUUGAUUUAUUGUUUAUGAGGUUUCAUCACCGCGAGAAACUUAUUGAUUGA